AUGAAGAUCGGUCAGUUUCCAAGAAAAGCUAUUUCUUACUCUCCUUCUUUGGAAGCAUCUGGUGUGAAUUCGAGAGAAGAGGUUGGAUUUGAGCACAAGUCAAGGGUUGUGAUUGGCGAGAAGGAAGCUCGUAGCGAAGGCCCCUAUUUUAACGCCGGUGCUCCCUCUACAUCGAGCACAUUACCAAGCAGAUCCUAUAUUGAAAAAAUAUUGAAUUCGAAAGAGCUGAAGUUAAAGAUAUUCCUUGACCUUCUGCACAAGUUACACUCCCAGCUCCAGACCUCAAAACACCAUCUCGUCAAGAUGGCGCAACCAGAAGCAGCACCACAAGCACAAGUCGAUAAACCCUUCUCUCUAGCCACUGCAAUCUUCACGCCAUUCCCUGGUCUCUCUAAAGAUGCAAUCCCCACUCAGCCGGAAGAGAAAUUGGAGAGGAUACUGGAGAAUCUAGAUAAGCAACACCAGGCAGUAAGGAGAAAUAUGAUAUAUUUGCUUGAGCGGAGGGGGGAGGCAUUGGUUAAGAAAGCCAAGGAAGAACUAGCUGAGCUUGAAAAGAGAGAGCGUGGUCAGCAUGAGCGGGAUCCCGAACGGGACAAAGAGAUGCAAAAAGAACUGCGAAGUAUGAUAGAGAGACUCAAAGUUCCGGCAAGCAAAGAUGCGAAGGAGGGGGAAUACGAGGUUAAGGUUGGGGAUGACACUUUCCAAUAUAUGGAUUCGAGACCCGUCAUCAGAGAAGAUCAGGAUGUCGAAAUGGACGGUACAGGCAUCACCGUUCUCAAGCCCCGGACAUCAAGAACCAUCCGAGAAGACCUCGCUCACGAAUUACGGGAUUUGGUGAUGCGAGGGGUCUCGGAAAUGGAAGCAUACGAUGCCCAUGCUGAAGAGACGACGAGAAAGUACAAGCAAGCACUGGAAAGGCGGAAAGAACGAAAUAGGUCAACGGCUGCGCCAAGCGGGAUUUUAAAGAAUGGAAUCCUGAAGAAUAAAUAUACGGAGAUUACGGCCGAUACCGAGGGUAUUAGGAGGACAGCGACCGGCAUGCCACUGAGCGGUUCGACGCCAGGGCAGGUGGUCAGGACGUUUGAGAAUAUUGGGGCUGUUGCGAGAAGGGGUAUUUAUUUGAGGCUCGUAUCGUUGCAGCUGUUCGAUGAGUGUGGGUCAUGCAACUGGCUCAAGUUGCUACCAUUCGUGGAUGGGUUUACAUUGUUGAAGUUCUGGUAA
Molecule: messenger RNA, 1221 nt
Organism: Amorphotheca resinae ATCC 22711
Lineage: Eukaryota; Fungi; Ascomycota; Leotiomycetes; Helotiales; Amorphothecaceae
Exons: 3
Coding region: 1-1221 (406 amino acids)
Source: RefSeq, a predicted model, not a curated record